Xyrauchen texanus (razorback sucker) is the source of this 3921-nucleotide messenger RNA. Its product is annotated as adhesion G protein-coupled receptor E1-like. The coding region runs from base 235 to 1731 and encodes 498 amino acids. The record is from RefSeq and is a predicted model, not a curated record. The transcript is spliced from 18 exons. Lineage: Eukaryota; Metazoa; Chordata; Actinopteri; Cypriniformes; Catostomidae. Gene Ontology annotation, molecular function: calcium ion binding.
AUUAAAAAUGUAUUUGUUCUAUUCCAGUUUAGCUACAAAGAAGGGUCACUCCAAAUCAGACACAUAAGAAGCGCAGGUCUUAUUCACUCAUUUUGAGAUAUUGGUUUGUCAUUGUUUUAUCUGAAAAACAAAGGCCUACUCUUGCACACAUAAUUAUUAAAAUCAAAUUCAUUUUUCCAUAUAUAUAUAUAUAUAUAUAUAUAUAUAUAUAUAUAUGAGCUACUGGAAUACAUUAUGGUUGUGGAAAUUAAAGUAUCCCAAAAUGUAGGGAUCGAACAGAUCAAAUCUUCAUUGGCCUCCAUCACACUUCCAUUAGAAGCAGACAACAGUACUAAAAUUAUGGCUUUAAACAUAUCAACAGUAUGUUCUUCGAAUGAAAUGAAAUAUCAGUGUAAAUGUGAAGGUCAGUUUGUUUGGUCAAAUGACACAUGUCAUUCAUACGAUGCCUGUGAUGGCAUCAAUAAUGAUGCAUGUACAUGUAUUAAUGCCCUUCCAACCAACGGAGAGUUCUGCCAAGAUGUGGAUGAAUGUCAGAUCAAACCAUCCAUAUGUGGUCAGAAUUCCACCUGCACAAAUAAAAUGGGAAGUUACCCUUGCUCAUGCUUGCCUGGAUUUAAUUCAACAAAUUCAAAUCUCUACAUCAGCAUCAAUAACACAUGCAUAGAUGUGGAUGAAUGCCAGAUUAAUCCAUCCAUAUGUGGUCCUUAUUCAACCUGUACCAAUGAAAUAGGAAAUUACUCUUGCUCAUGCUUGCCUGGAUUUAAUGCAAUAAACACAAAUAUUACCAUAGGAAUCAAUAACACAUGCAACGAUGUGGAUGAAUGUCAGUUCAAUCCAUCCAUAUGUGGUCCUAAUUCCUCCUGCACAAAUGAAAUAGGAAAUUACUCUUGCUCAUGCUUGCCUGGAUUUUUUGCAACAAACUCAAAUCUCUCCAUUGGCAUCAAUAACUCAUACAAAGAUGUGGAUGAAUGCCAGAUUAAUCCAUCCAUAUGUGGUCCUAAUUCAACCUGCACCAAUGAAAUAGGAAAUUACUCUUGCUCAUGCUUGUCUGGAUUUUUUGCAACAAACUCAAAUAUCACCAUAGGAAUCAAUAACACAUGCAACGAUGUGGAUGAAUGCCAGAUGAAUCCAUCCAUAUGUGGUCCUAAUUCAACCUGCACCAAUGAAAUAGAAAAUUACUCUUGCUCAUGCUUGCCUGGAUUUAAUGCAAUAAACACAAAUAUUACCAUAGGAAUCAAUAACACAUGCAGCGAUGUGGAUGAAUGUCAGAUGAGUCCACCCAUAUGUGGUCAUAAUUCCUCCUGCACAAAUGAAAUAGGAAAUUAUUCUUGCUCAUGCUUGCCUGGAUUUAUUGCAACAACCUUAAAUCUCUCCAUUGGCAUCAAUAACUCAUGCAAAGAUGUGGAUGAAUGCCAGAUUAAUCCAUCCAUAUGUGGUCCUAAUUCAACCUGCACCAAUGAAAUAGGAAAUUACUCUUGCUCAUGCUUGUCUGGAUUUAAUGCAAUAAACACAAAUAUCACCAUAGGAAUCAAUAAUUCAUGCAAAGAUGUGGAUGAAUGUCUGUUCAAUCCAUCCAUUUGUGGUCCUAAUUCCUCCUGCACCAAUGAAAUAGGAAAUUACUCUUGCUCAUGCUUGUCUGGAUUUAAUGCAAUAAACACAAAUAUUACCAUAGGAAUCAAUAACACAUGCAACGAUGUGGAUGAAUGUCAGAUGAGUCAGAUAUCACCAUAGGAAUCAUUAACAUAUGCAACGUGACAAAUGUAGAAACAACACAAAAAGGUAUGUAUGAUACAUGUUAGAUGUCUGUUGAAAAUGAUUAUAAUUACUAGAAUCGAAAAAGUUAACUUUUUAAGUAGGCUACAGGACCUCAACAUUUUGACACCAGUGUUGUCACGAAUGACGGUGAAGGUAGAGUCAGGACGAGGAUCUAAAUGCAGCAGGUUUUAUUAAUAAUAACGGCAACACAAAAGAACACCAACAAAAGAAACAUCCACGAUGGGAAAAGGUAAACAAAACACGAAAGGUAAACAAAGGGUUAACAUAACACGGAAGGCAUACACGGGGAUAACUAUGGUGAACACGAUGAUGGAAGCAUGGGAAACAGGCAUCUACUUACAACAAAGACCGACAGGGGAAAGGAGAAACAGACCAGGUUAAAUACACAAACACAAUGAAGACUAAACGAGACACAGGUGAGAACAAUGAAGAGUGCAGGCAGUGAGAGAGGCCAGGAAUUGUGGGAAUUGUAGUUUUGACAAGGACAGUGAAACACGGGGCGAACAACAAGGAAAACACGACAUGGAGCGCGAACGGUGACGGGUGAAGUGGAAAACACGGAGCAGACAAGGAAACAUGACAUAAACGUGAUAGUGCGACAGAGAACACAGGGCAGACGACAGGUAAUCGUGACAAGUGUUUCACCAAAUCUAACAAAUUUAAAUAUAUAUUUUUUUAACACGUAAUUAUGGUGUAUUGUUGUUUUUGGUAUACAGUGGGUGAAAUCCAAAUAGAGUGAGCAGGGAAUAGGGAUGCUUAAUUGCAAUUGUAAUUUGUCCGACGUAUACACUUGUAGCCUAUACGCGUGUGUGUGUUGUCCAUUUUGUUAGCAUUGUGUCAAGGUUUUUAGAUAUAAAUAGAUUGUGAGAAUCAGACACCUGGUAUUAGUAUUGAGGAUUGUUACUUACACCUGUUGAUGCACACAUAAAGCAUUUUCUUUACAGUUAUUGGAAUGUCACUGGCAAUAGUAAAAACAUUUGAUCUCAGUCUCACCAACCCUAAUGACCAGAAUUACAAAGAUCUUGCAGGAACAAUUGAGUCAUCAAUUAACGAAGGUUACUCUAAUCUACUUGGCUACAUUAAUGUAUCUGCAAAUGUCACUAACUUCAGGGCUGGUAGCAUUAUAGCAGACUUCACAAUUAAUUCAACAACCAAAAGCCCUGAUUUUUCAUCAGUAAAUGCACGGGUUUCCGACAUUCUCAGGAAUAAAGGAAUCUUUGUAACUCAAAAUGCUUUUGCUCAAAGUGAAGAAAGAACACUGUACAAAACCACAGAUAAAUUGUAUCCUUCCCAAACAGUGAUGCUGAACUGUGACCAGUCUGUUGUGGGAGAAAUUAAAUGGGAAGUGAAUAAGAUUGAUCCUGCACAAAACAGCCAAAAAUACUCCAUUGUAAACAAUAAUGCCACUCUCAUUGUGAAAAUGCUUCUGAACAUGACAGUGGUAGAUACUCAUGCAUCAUACAAAGGAUUUCAAUACCUUACAUUCAGUGGCAAAAUAUUGUUAUUGAACAACUACCUACUAUCAAUGUGGGUGAGAAUGUACGCAUUUUUCCGUGUAAUGGUAAGUCUGUCCUACUGAAAUGCUGUGUUAAUACAGACUACAAAAUCGAGUGGGUCCUGGAUGGUCUAGUACAAAGUUCAAGCAUAGAGUCAGGCUGUAUCACAUUAAAACAUACAAUCCAGAGCAGAAAUUGUAUGGAAGAAACAUUUACCUGCCGUCUCAAGGACCUGCAAAAUCUUCUUAAGUACAGUUAUAGCUACAAGAAUGUCACAGUUAAGAUAAAUGAAGAAUUUCCUGAAAACAGUAGACAUCAUUGUAUCAGAUACAGCCAAAGGUACAUGGCGAGAUUUGAACAACGGCAACACAUCAGGAAACACCAGCAUUAAACUCCUGCAAGCUAUUGAGACUUACGACCCAGCUGCCCCCCUCACUAGACCCACUGCAGUUUGCGUAUCGUUCAAACCGUUCAACGGACGAUGCCAUCACCACAACCCUCCAUCUGGCCCUCACCCACCUAGACAAUAAGGACUCAUACGUUCGAAUGCUGUUCAUAGAUUUCAGCUCAGCAUUCAACACAAUCAUUCCCCAGCACCUGAUUGGAAAGCUGAACCUGCUGGGCCUGGACACCUCCCUCUGCAACUGGA